Cygnus atratus (black swan) is the source of this 1380-nucleotide messenger RNA. RefSeq names its product adipose secreted signaling protein (gene ADISSP). The record is from RefSeq and is a predicted model, not a curated record. Gene Ontology annotation, cellular component: axoneme. The transcript is spliced from 6 exons. Bases 172 to 696 code for a protein of 174 amino acids. Gene Ontology annotation, molecular function: microtubule binding. NCBI's taxonomy places the organism in Eukaryota, Metazoa, Chordata, Aves, Anseriformes, Anatidae. Gene Ontology annotation, biological process: regulation of cytoskeleton organization.
CCAGCAUCCCGCAGGGGACACUGCUGCCAUCCACCUGCAGCUGGCAGAGAAGGAGCAGGCGCUGCUCCUGGCCCAGGAGACCGUCCAGCUCCGGCGGCGCCCCUCGGAGCAUGGCCUCGCGCUGCCGCCUCUGAAGCUCGGCGCAAGGACGACGGACGGCGGCGGGGACACAUGGCUGCGGCCAACAAGGGCAGCAAGGCGAAGGCGGGCGGCGUGCGCUUCGCCCCCAGCCAGCCCGCGGAGGGGGCCCCCGGCCACGUCCACUUCGAGGAGAAGCUCCGCGACUCGGCGGUGAUGGUGACGCAGGAGAAGGACGGACACUUCCUCGUCAAGGUGGGCUUCCUGAAGAUCCUGCACAAGUACGAGAUCACCUUCCUGCUGCCCCCGUCGCAGCGCCUGGGGAAGGACGUCUGCGCCGUGCCCCUCCCCAACCUCAACCUCAGGGUCCUCAGCGUCACCUCGGUGCCUGAAGGCUACAGCGUCAAGUGCGAGUACACGGCGCACAAGGAGGGUGUCCUGAAGGAGGAGAUGCUCCUCGCCAGCGAGACCGGGGACGGCGCCUGCCUCAAGGUCGUGGUCCAAGCCCGCGUGAUGGACCGGCACCACGGCACGCCGAUGCUCCUGGACGGGGUGCGCUGCAUCGGAGCGGAGCUGGAGUACGACUCGGAGCAGAGCGACUGGCACGGCUUCGACUAGCCCCCAGCCUGCCUUCUUCCCGGGGGCAGAGCUCACAUUUAAAACAGAAAAAGCAACCCACCCCCCUUCCCCAGCGUCGGCAGGGCCCCAGCCCUCCUGCUGCCACGGAGCUGGUGGCUGCUGCUGCUCCCCUCUGCCCGCUGAGCCAGGGCCGCUGCUUCGACACCCGCCGUGUGCCUCUGCUCCCCCCAGCUCGGGGUGGGGGCGUCCCCCCAAAACCCCCAGAGGCUCCUGAAGUGCCCCAGCACCUCCUGCCAGAGCUCUGCGCCUCGCACGGGGCUGGGGCGGGGAAGGGGCUCCCUUGCUGCCCGCCUGCUGCUGCUGCUUUCCCCCUUGCUUUUCUCCCACCCCAUCCUCCCCAGGAGGGGACAUUUGGGGCCUUGGGGUGGCAGACCCUGAGCUGGGCCCCUCCCCGGGUUAAAUUUUGCCUCCUGGGGGCUGGGGCAGGAUCUGGCCCUAUGAUGGAGGCUGGGUCCCCAGGGCUCUGGUGCCUGUGCCCCUUUGCCUGUCCCUGUCGUCAUGUCGAGCGCUGCCUUGAUCCCCUCCCGCGAUCUCCUCCCGUUUUGCUUUUUUCUUUCCUUUGUUGGCCCGUGGUGCAAGGACUGGGAGAAGUGAUUCAGUUCUGAAAGCAACAGGAGGCUUUAUGUGCCUAUAUAUAUAAAUAUAUAGAUAUAUAUAUAUAUA